UUUGAAAGCUUUUGAUAUUAUUAUCGGAAGUUGGAGAUGUAGAUGAGUUAUCGUGAAUUCAUACAGUCUCAUCGAUGAAAAAGUCAGGAGUUGAAAUCUCUAGAAAGCGGCAGCUUUUGAGAAGCCUCUAGUCAUGUGCAUAUCGACGUGACGUCAUUUCGUCGAAUAAAAUGCGAAUACGCGCUAAGAGCAACGCUCGAUCCAAUACAGCGAGGGUAAGAUCACCGGUCAUAGAUUUAUCACACAGUGACAGACGUGUCGAUUUAUCGUGUCGUGUGUGACGACGUGCAGCAGCAGAUACUCUCGAUACAAGGGUUUGGACUCCGGAACCGAGCGUUUUGAACUCGGACAGGUAUCGACAUCGAAGAACGUGAUUGAUAAACGGCACGCGGGUGCAGCGUACGGCACUUACCAUGGAAACCAGCGGCAACAUUUCGGACUUUCUUUAUCCGUUUACCAAUCCGGCGAUGUCGAACAACAGCGCGUUUUGCCGAAACUUCAGCAACAGCUCGAGUGUCACGAACCUGAGCAGCUCCAGAUGUGACAGGACGCCUGAGCUGGACAAGAGCUCAACUCCUGUCAUAGUCGCGAUCAUCAUCACUGCUUUAUACUCAAUAGUGUGUGUUGUGGGACUGGUGGGCAACGUGCUCGUUAUGUAUGUUAUUAUCAGAUACACCAAAAUGAAAACUGCGACCAACAUCUACAUCUUCAACCUUGCUUUAGCAGAUGCCCUGGCAACAAGUACUCUCCCAUUCCAGAGCGUCAACUACCUGAUGGGUACGUGGCCAUUUGGAGAUGUGCUGUGCAAGAUUGUGAUGUCCAUUGAUUACUACAACAUGUUCACCAGCAUCUUUACCCUCACCACAAUGAGCGUCGACCGUUACAUAGCUGUCUGCCAUCCGGUUAAAGCCUUGGACUUCAGAACCCCCCGUAAUGCCAAGAUUGUCAACGUGUGUAACUGGAUCCUUUCAUCCGCUAUCGGGCUUCCUGUCAUGGUCAUGGCCUCCACUACGCUUGAGUACAACAGCAGCUCGUUCACCAUCACCGACUGCACUUUGCUCUUUCCCCACCCUUCCUGGUACUGGGAGAACCUCCUGAAGAUCUGCGUUUUCAUCUUUGCCUUCAUCAUGCCUGUGCUCAUCAUCACUGUCUGUUACGGCUUAAUGAUUCUCCGCCUGAAGAGCGUCCGCAUGCUGUCUGGCUCGAAGGAGAAGGAUCGCAAUCUGCGCCGCAUCACCCGAAUGGUCCUGGUGGUGGUGGCGGUUUUCAUCGUCUGCUGGACCCCGAUUCACAUCUUUGUCAUCAUCAAAGCCCUGGUGACCAUUCCCAGCUCGCUCCUGCAGACUGUCACCUGGCAUUUCUGCAUCGCCCUCGGCUACACCAACAGCUGUCUCAACCCAGUCCUCUACGCCUUUCUGGAUGAGAACUUCAAGCGAUGUUUCCGGGAGUUCUGCAUUCCAAGUCCUUCCGUGCUCGACCUGCAGAACUCCACGCGCACCAGGAACCCCCAGCGCGAGGGCCAGUCCAGCGGCCACACGGUAGACAGGACGAAUCAGCAGGUAUGACUAGUCCUGGAGAUGUCAUCACUGGAGUCCCGCUGCCAGCCCAGUGUUGACAUGAGCUCAGAGGUCACACAAGUCACCACGGGUGUCUGACACCUGCUGCUUGAAAUGCCAACCAGUGAGUCGAAGUACCUCUGAGUAUCUCACUAGGCCUCCCCCAAAGAGUUCUUCACAAUUUUGGUAUGGAGAGAGACUGUUGGUGUACAUGAGAGAGAACCUCACCUCAAACUAGACUUCAGUGUGACGUAUGAUGUGAUGAUAUUAUGAUACACCCUAAAUGACAGACAGAGUUUAUUUCUAUGUCUGGAUGUUCACAUGCAUCAGAUGUGACCCUUAGGUUAGACAUAUGCAUUUGACCAUCACUUAAAGGGAUAGUUCACCCAAAAAUGAAAAAUCUGUUAUCAUUUACUCACUCUCAAGUUGUUUCAAACCUGUAUGAAUUUCUUUAUUCUGUUGAACACAAAAGACGAUAUUUUGAAGAAACUACACAGUUCUGGGGCACCAUUGACUACCAUAGUUUUAUCAUACUAAAGUAGUCAAUAGUGCCCCAGAACUGCUUGGUUACAAACAUUCUUCCAAAUAUCUUCUUUGUGUUCAGAAAACAACACAAUUUAUACUUGAGGGUGAGUAAAUGAUGACAGAGUUUUCAUUUAUGGGUGAACUAUCCCUUUAAGAACUGUAUUAUAUACUGUAUAUUCACUCAGCUAUAGUUGCAAAGGUCCCUUUUGUAAAUGUUAAUGUAAUAUACUAUAAAAAUGAUCAUUUUAUAAGUGGAAGCUUUGUAGACUGCUGAAACAAAUCCAUUCACGUAUGUAAAUGAUGUACAUGUCAUUUAUUCAUCAUUUCCAGCAUUCACUGUAUUAAAGUAUUUUUAGAUUCCUUGUUUGCUUUCAUGGCCUUUGCAGUUUGAUUAAGCCGUCAUUCAAUCGUGUUUCUUUGGAGUGACUAUUAAUCAUCAAAUGACUGUUGAAAGCGAAACACACUGUUUCUCUGAUUUACUGUGAGCUUUAUAUAAAAGCCAGUAAGAAGCACCUUAUGCAACAAUAGAUAAUCUUCACGCUUCAGUGGUUACAAGUGUGUUGUGCUUGUACUUUGAUGCUAAGUUCUUGUACAAAUGUAAAUGUCCAAUGUAAUUGUCUGAAUGUCACUCAAAUUAAGACGAUGUGUCUAAAAAAACAAACCUUUUACAGUUUGCGCUAAAACUAUUUAAGAUGUGUGUGCAGGUGUUUAUGUAAGUUUUUAUAUACUGUGUGCAGCAUCUUAAAUAAAGCAUUAUCUAC
Triplophysa rosa is the source of this 2842-nucleotide messenger RNA. RefSeq names its product opioid receptor, mu 1 (gene oprm1). Gene Ontology annotation, molecular function: G-protein beta-subunit binding; G-protein alpha-subunit binding; morphine receptor activity. The transcript has 3 exons. Gene Ontology annotation, biological process: neuropeptide signaling pathway; G protein-coupled opioid receptor signaling pathway; sensory perception of pain. NCBI's taxonomy places the organism in Eukaryota, Metazoa, Chordata, Actinopteri, Cypriniformes, Nemacheilidae. The record is from RefSeq and is a predicted model, not a curated record. Gene Ontology annotation, cellular component: neuron projection; membrane. Bases 414 to 1565 code for a protein of 383 amino acids.